GGGGCACGGCAGCCCUACCCUGGGGGAGGCGCGGCCGGGCCAAGAAAACCAGCGAAGGCCCGGCCCCCCAGCAGAGGCCGGACCAUGGUUGACCAGUGGCGUGAGCGCACCACCAUGGCCGACCCGCUGCGGGAGCGCACCGAGCGGUUGCUGGCCGACUACCUGGGGUACUGCGCCCGGGAACCCGGCACCCCCGAGCCGACGCCGUCCACGCCCGAGGCCGCCGUGCUGCGCUCCGCGGCCGCCAGGUUACGGCAGAUCCACCGGUCCUUCUUCUCCGCCUACCUCGGCUACCCCGGGAACCGCUUCGAGCUGGUGGCGCUGAUGGCGGAUUCCGUGCUCUCCGACAGCCCCGGCCCCACCUGGGGCAGAGUGGUGACGCUCGUGACCUUCGCAGGGACGCUGCUGGAGAGAGGGCCGCUGGUGACCACCCGGUGGAAGAAGUGGGGCUUCCAGCCGCGGCUAAAUGAGCAGGAGGGCGACGUCGCCCGGGACUGCCAGCGCCUGGUGGCCUUGCUGAGCUCGCGGCUCGUGGGGCAGCACCGCGCCUGGCUGCAGGCUCAGGGCGGCUGGGAUGGCUUUUGUCACUUCUUCAGGACCCCCUUUCCGCUGGCUUUUUGGAGAAAACAGCUGGUCCAGGCUUUUCUGUCAUGCUUGUUAACAACAGCCUUCAUUUAUCUCUGGACACGAUUAUUAUGAGUUUUAAAACUUUUAACCCGCUUCUACCUGCCCAACUGUGACCAAGUAAAUGACAGAUGUGUGAGAACAAGAACUGAGGGAAAGCACCUUCCCCCACCCCAGACGUUUUUACCUGAAUGCAUACAAGGAGUCCUGAGGUGGUGAUUUGGCCAGUGUUUUAACUUGUGACAAGUACUCAGGUGUGAGGACAAGAAUGCAAAUGGCUCUUCCUUGAGUGAAAGAAAUGGGGAGUCUAGAGCCUCUUUAUGCCAAAGAACCGCAGAAGAAACUGCAUUCCAUUAAAUGGGAAAUACAGUGCUAUUUGCUAAAACUUGGAUAAGAGUGCGAACCUCUCAUCUUUCCACAACUUCAUGUGCUGCUGACUAAUUUUAAACAUGGCCACAGCUGGGGCAAAAUAAUCCCCAAAGUAGAAAAAGUCUCAGUUUAACAAAGAAUGUAAUGUUAAAAUCACUUAUAAGGAAUUCUUUGAAACCAAAUCCUUUGAAAUCUAAUUCCUGGGACUUCUAUUUUUUUAUAGUUAACAUACUAAUUUCUUCAAUAAAUUGUUAACUGCAAAGUUUUAAUAAAUUUGUACCUUUAAAAAAAA
Pan troglodytes (chimpanzee) is the source of this 1285-nucleotide messenger RNA. It is a transcript of the gene BCL2L10, whose product is annotated as BCL2 like 10. The record is from RefSeq and is a predicted model, not a curated record. Gene Ontology annotation, molecular function: BH domain binding. Gene Ontology annotation, biological process: release of cytochrome c from mitochondria; extrinsic apoptotic signaling pathway in absence of ligand; regulation of apoptotic process. Gene Ontology annotation, cellular component: mitochondrial outer membrane. Lineage: Eukaryota; Metazoa; Chordata; Mammalia; Primates; Hominidae. Bases 85 to 699 code for a protein of 204 amino acids. The transcript has 2 exons.